ACACAUAGUAAAUAAAUUGAAAAUGGCGUCGUUUCGCCGAUCAAAUGAGCUUGAGAAUAUAUUUUUCUGUAUUGUGUUUUAAUUGUAAUAAAUACUGUCAUUAAUUUAAAAUUCUUCCUACGAUAAUAGUAAUUUGCAUUAAAAGUGAUAGUUUAAAACUAGGAAGCUAUAGGUUUCCUAAAAAGGCGCAAUGGUGAUUUAUGUAAAGUUGGUGUGAUAUCAAAUGUUUACAUGAUUCGGGGGCAGGGCUGGGGGUCAAAAUGCUGCCGACGGUGGAGGAGAGUCGUGGCUACGACUUCCAGGACCCAGAUAAUGCUGAGAAAUGGCGAGGAUUGUUCGUCAACUCUCUGCGUAAGGUCUUGGAGUCAGUGCAUCCAACAUUAACAGCUGAGGAGAGUGCACUUGAAUAUGUUGAGUCACUUUGCUUACGCUUACUGGCAAUGCUAUGUGCGGUCCCUUCACCACUCACAGUUCAGGAUGUUGAAGAGCGAGUUGCUAGAACAUUUCCGACACCUCUGGACAAGUGGGCGUUGUCUGAUGCUCGUGAGGCCGCAACAAAUCGUCGCCGGAGACUGCUCCUGCCCCUUGACAAGUUGCAUCAUUUACUGCAGAAGGAGGUGCUUCUCUACAAAAUCGAUACGUCAGUGUCAGUGUUUAUGACUGCAGUUCUGGAGUAUGUGAGUGGAGAUAUACUAAAGCUGGCUGGUACUUUCGUCAAGAAAAUCUCUCAGAAAUCUGGCUACCAGACAAUAUCGUGCAGUGAUAUAAAGACUGCUAUGUGUGCGGAUAAAGUAUUAAUGGACAUGUUCUACCAAGAACCGGAGUUACUAGCCGCGGGUGCGGCGGGAGAACGUCGAGGGCGGCGGGGCUCGCUGACAUACGGGGAGCUGGUCCGGGACCUAUUGGCAGAUGAGAGAAAUUUCCUACGAGACCUGCAUCUCAUCAUAAGAGUAUUCAAAGAUGAAUUGGAAAAGAUACUUGAAAGGGAUAGUCGGGCAAUAUCUUUAAUAUUUGGAAAUAUAGUAGACAUUUAUGAACUAACAGUGACAUUACUGGGUAACCUUGAAGAUGCUAUGGAAAUGUCUCAAGAUUCACCAACACCAUAUAUUGGAAGUUGUUUCGAAGAGUUAGCAGAAGUAGAAGAGUUCCGUGCGUAUGUUCGGUACGCGAAUAUCGUAACAAGGAAAGAAUCACGGGAAGCGUUGCAGAAUAUUGUUGAUGAUCCAGUGUUAUCAGAGAGAUUAGACACUGCGGGUCAUGGAUUCCGUCUAGCAGUAAAAUAUUACCUGCCCAAAUUACUGCUAGCACCUGUAGCACAUGUUUUUCUAUAUCACAACUAUAUCCUAGCAUUGUUACAAAUAGCACCCGCCUCUGAAGAUAGAGAGAGUUUUAAACAAGUGGAGUGCAAUCUUCAUCCUAUAAAGAAAUUGUUGACUAAAGCGCUUGGAAAUGGACCUAAGAUGGAGGCAACACUGCGAACGGCUGCGAGAACAAGACGGCAGCUGGCUAUAGAGAAGUGCAACGAACUUGCUCGUCUGGUCGACAACUGGGACAACCGGGAUGUGGGGCAGUGGUGCAAUGAAUUUAUUAGAGAGGACACACUUUCCAAGAUUGGACCCGGCAAAAGGAUAGCAGAACGCAGAGCAUAUCUUUUCGACGGUUUACUUUUAUUAUGUAAACCUAUAACAAGUUUGGUGGCAGUUAACAGUAGCGGUCUAACAGCUGGAGGAAGCGGUGGACAGCAACUGAAACUCAAAGAAAAAUUACAUGUUCGGAAACUGGAAUUGGUGGAUAGACCUGAUACUGAUGAGGGCCGGCACAUGGUAGAGCUGUGCCCACGAGUUGGUCCUCCGGUGCUGCUUGCUGCAGCAUCCUGCGCAGAGAAACGCAACUGGAUGUGUGACCUUGUUAUGUUGAAUACUAAACCAAUGCUGGAUCGAAGCUUGGACAGCAUUCUAUUAGAUCUAGAGAGGCGACAUCCUUUAAAAUUACCGCCUGUCCACUUGUACCGGUUUGCGGUACCCGACUCGCCUGAUAACAUUGUAUUGGAGGAGCGCGCCUCGGCUAAUACAUCGCCUGUACCACUCAUUAAGGGAGCAACUCUACUGAAAUUAGUGGAAAGACUAACGUAUCAUAUUUAUGCUGAUUUGAACCUAGUACGAACUUUCCUCACAACAUAUCGUUCGUUUUGUUCGCCCAGUGAACUAUUGGAUCUAUUGAUUGAACGAUUCAAGAUACCUGAGCCUAGUGAAGUGUAUGAUGCUCCAAGAAUAGUCGUAAGGACCAAGCCUUUGAAGAAAGAUAUUAGCCCCAAAACAUCUUUAUCACAGAUAUUGGACAUUGAAAUCGAUUGUGUGGAGAGUACAGCAAGCAGUGAUGCGGAGAAGUUAAGCAAGAACACAGCACGGGAAGACUGGAAAAGAUAUAGGAAAGAGUUUCAACAACCCGUCAAGUUUAGGGUGAUCAACGUGCUGCGUCACUGGGUAGAUCAGCACUUCUACGAUUUCGAGCGUGAGCCGGCGCUGCUGGAGCGGCUGCGGGACUUCCUCGAGUCGGUGGACGGCAAGCCCAUGAGGAAGUGGGUGCAGAGCGUACUCAAGACUGUGCAAAGAAAGAGUGGUCAGAACUCGGAGUUGGAACUAGGUGGGGGUGUGUCCCACGUGUUUGAUAAGGCUCCACCGGCGGUGCUGCGGCAUGUCGCGGAUCCAGAGAAACACGCGUGGCACCCACUAGUGUUGCACCCAUUGGAAUUAGCAAGACAACUGACACUGCUUGAAUUUCAACUGUACAGACUGGUGAAACCAUCAGAACUUGUAGGCGCUGUGUGGACCAAAAAAGACAAGGACAAAACCAGUCCCAACCUUCUAAGGAUAAUAAAACACACAACUAAUUUCACACGAUGGAUGGAGAAAUGGAUAGUAGAGAGUGAGAACUUGGAGGAACGUGCGGCGGUGGUUUGCCGGUUCUUGGAGCUGGCGGUGGCGCUGCGCGACCUCAACAACUUCAAUGGCGUGUUAGCUGUCGCCGCAGCCUGCGGGAGCGCCUCCGUGCAUAGAUUACGAGCCACUUUUCAGAUGGUGCCUCUACGACUUAUCCGAGCAUUAGAAGAGUUUCGUGAACUGAACUCUGACCACUUCAGAAGAUAUCAGGAGCGCUUACGCAGUAUAAAUCCACCCUGUGUGCCUUUCUUUGGCAUGUAUCUGACUAAUAUAUUACAUAUAGAGGAAGGAAAUCUUGAUUUCCUUCCAAAUUCUGAACUAAUAAAUUUCUCGAAGCGGCGUAAAGUGGCGGAGAUAACGGGAGAGAUUCAACAGUACCAAAAUCAACCUUACUGCCUCACAAUAGAGCCCAAAACAAGAGCAUUUCUAGAAUCAUUGGAGCCUUUCCCCGGUAUGGAUGACAAUGAGGUGACGAAUUACCUCUAUGCUAAGAGUUUGGAGAUUGAACCCCGACCACCUGUCAAACAGAUGCCUAAAUUUCCAAGAAAAUAUCCGGAGCUAUCUCUGAAGCCGGUGAAGCUGUCUCGGCGCUCGCACGACUCCACGCACCAUUCCGCAUCCAGCGCAUCCAGUGCUGAUGAUAAUCUAAGUGUGUCGCAGUUGUCGCCGACUAGCGGCAGUACGUGGGAUGGCACCUCCGUCGCCUCGCUGCAGCUGCACCAUGAAGAUAAAGGUAGUCGUACUGAGGAGCGAGGUUCUUUAACUAGUCCUAGGUUUGAACGCGGUUCCAGCAAUUCUUUAGGCCAGCUGGGACAGUUCAGUCUACUUGACAAGGGACUCGCGUUAUUCGACAAGAGCAAAUCCAGUGUUAUGUUGAAUGCACGGAGCAGUGGACGCGAUGAACCUCCUUCACCCCGAGAUAAUCAUUCUCCCAGACAUGAUCGCAGUAACUGUUCAACGUUAACACGUCGCACGCCGGCGUUGUCUCCUCGCAGUGCUAUUGUUGAUGCGGAGGUGUUCUACUCACGUACUUCUGAACAUCUCGGCUCCAAGCGACAGGAACCGUUACCACAGGAGCGUGUGCCCCCGCUACUGCCGCGUGGUGGGCAGGGGGCGGAGGGUGAGAAACCACCCCCUCUACCUCGCCGACCUGCAUCCCCACCUUCCCAUAAUGCAUCCAGUGAACCACCACCGGAGCCACCUGACAGACCUCUUCCCAGUCCCAAACAUCAUGAUCUCUUCAGAACGCCAGCCAUGUCUCCGAAGCGUUCCCCCGCGCCCGCGCCCCCCAUUAGUCCCUUACCACAAUGCAAUAACAUAGAACAGAGAACUGCGGCGUUCAACUUUCCGUCCGCCGUGUCUCCAUCUGCAUCACACCAUUCAACGGAUGGCUGCGGCGUGUCUCCGCCCCUGCCACCCCCGCUGCCGCCGCGCAGAAGACGGGACUCCGCCGCCCCGCCCACGCCGCUGCAUCAGGUACCCCAUCCAUAUACUAUAGACGGAGCGCCCGGGGCGCCGCCCCCGCUGCCACCUCGCCCCGCGCCCGCACCCGAGCUGCUGCGUCCUGCGCACUCCGCGCUGCUGCAGCGAAGACACCACAGCGCCUCGUUGGCGCCUCGUCUGCCUCCGAAGCCGCCACCAGCCGCGGUGGCGCCGCGCACCUAG
This is a messenger RNA of Papilio machaon (common yellow swallowtail), 4604 nucleotides long. RefSeq names its product protein son of sevenless (gene Sos). Gene Ontology annotation, cellular component: plasma membrane. The transcript has 36 exons. Gene Ontology annotation, molecular function: protein heterodimerization activity; guanyl-nucleotide exchange factor activity. Lineage: Eukaryota; Metazoa; Arthropoda; Insecta; Lepidoptera; Papilionidae. Bases 261 to 4604 code for a protein of 1447 amino acids. The record is from RefSeq and is a predicted model, not a curated record. Gene Ontology annotation, biological process: positive regulation of GTPase activity; Ras protein signal transduction.